GAUGGAGGAGUUCUCUUCAAAAAAAUUUCUUCGUUGGAUUUUACCAUAAAUUCUAGAGACCCGAUCCUAGGUAUGAACUCCACGCCUGAUGGGAAGAAAACAAAGAGAUUGUUGAAGUAUAUACUCGAAUGCUCUGCCCUGACCUUUCAAUGCAAAGUUGGUGCAAUAAAAUCAUGCUCAACAAAACAUUUCUGAAGUUGCCAACUUGCCAUUGUGGUUGUUAAACCUCGAUCGGUUUAGUCUGAAAGCAUUUUGGGGAUGUUGGGAAUGUUUCAGAGAGUGAUUUACCAUCGUGGUCAAUCGCAUAAAAAUGUUAAGAUCCGAGCUGGAUCUGGAACGUCUUUCAUAGGCUCCUGGUACGAACCACCUUACUGCCGAGACUACACCCUGUUUGCUGAAGAACAAAUUGAAGCAAACAAGGUGGCAAUUCGAGAAAGAGCAAAACUUCUUCAAAAGGAGUUCGAAAGGAGACUAUACGAAGGAUCAGAAUUGAUGCAGAAAAUGCUGGAUGACUUCCAAAGAGAGAGACUAGAAGCUGAGGCUAAAGCUGAUAAAUUAGUCAAUGAUCUCUGUAAGGCUGUUGAACUUAAACGCUCCCUCCAACCUCAAGAUCAAAUGAGGGAGAUUAAUGUUCAAAAGGAGGCUCUAGAACCUAAGACCAACCCUGAGUCAUUCAAUCAUCAGGUUCCAGUUCUAGAAGAUUCACCCAGUGCUAGGCAAGUCCCAACCAGCAUAGUCGUACACGAGGUGGAACCAACUGAGGGACCUGACUCAGAACCACCUAUGCUUAUUCAAGAAAAGAAGGAGGAAGUUUUGCCUAUGGCAAUAAACGACCAUGUCCUUAAUUGUGUUGAUGAUUAUGAUGAAUGAUUAUAAUUGGUAAUUAUUAAACGAUUUGUAUUGUU
Messenger RNA from Cuscuta campestris, 905 nucleotides. Lineage: Eukaryota; Viridiplantae; Streptophyta; Magnoliopsida; Solanales; Convolvulaceae. The record is from the annotation of a GenBank genome assembly.